AUGAAAGAAAAACCAAGAGGAAAGAAUGAGCCCAGAUUGUUUGCAAAAGACAUUAGGCAGUGGGUUAACUCUAACAUUUUGGAUCAUAAGCACGAAAAAGAUACUAUAUAUAAAGGGAAAUUUGGAAGAAAUAGAGACAAUUUGACUACUAAAAACAAACUAUGUGGAAUAUGUAUGAGUAAUCUUGUGGUAUUUGGGCUGGAUUUUUCUCUUAAAUGUUUUCAUGCAGUCUGUUGGUGUUGUACUCUUAGAUUGAGAUAUCUUUUGAAAAACAAAGAGUGUCCAUUUUGUAAGAAUAAUAUAGAGACUCUAUUUUUCACUUCCAAUACAGGCUAUUUUGAACAUCUAAUAGACGACUCUUUUGAAGGAGUUGCAGAUAGAUCUUUAGAGGCUGAGAAACUGGAGGGAAUGAACAGUAUCAAAGCUAAUUUGGGUCAUCCAAAACUAGAGGAGGUUCCUAAAUCACUUUUGGAUGAAAAGAUUGGUGUAAUAUACGAAUCCUUUGCAUGUAGGUGGGUAUUUGAGCGUAUAUUAGAGUACAGAUGCUGGUUUCCAAAUUGUAGGCCCAAAUUUCCCACCAAAGAUUCAGAAAAUUUAGAUAAUGAAUUGAAAUCAUAUAAAAAUGCUAAACUUUUGGGAGAACAUCUCUUUCAAGUUCAUCACGUGAAGUGUUGUUAUGUAUGUAUUGAGAAGAGGAAAACUAUGUUAUUGCCUGAGCACUAUUUGUACGGAGCUAAAGAUCUUUCUCGUCAUUUAAGAAAGGGAGAAAUGUCUUUAAAACCUCCAAUAUUACCCCACAUUUCUUGUCCUAUUUGCAAGAUAUGGUGUUUUGAUAGGGAGGAUUUUUCUGAUCAUGUUAGAAAUGAACACUUUUCUUGUCAGAUAUGUGAAGAAAAGGAGCUUUCUAGGCAAUCAGAAUCUUUUUCUGGUGGUUCUAGGGGCGAAGAAUCUGAAAAUGAUGAAGAAGAGUUAACAAAUAGAGAUGGGAUUCAAGUAAGUAACAGUUCAUCAACCAGAGAAAAUAGGCUUCCCAAGAUUACAUAUGUUUAUAGAGACUACCAUGCAUUGCAAGAGCAUUGGAGGCUAAAACACUAUCCUUGUGACCACGAAAACUGUAUGUUUAUUGUUUUUGAAAAUGAAUCAGAACUGAUAUUUCACAAAGCUACUCAUCAUUCAGCAUUAAACAGAAGAGGAAAUGUCACUGUUCCAAUUGUGUCCAGUUAUAGACAACAAACCCAAAGAAGAGUGGAUCAGAUAACUUCCAACCACCAAAAUUCUGCUCAUACAACUAAUCAACAUGUUAAUACUCCACUAGAUAUCUCUACUCCCUCCUUAUAUGCUAUGGAUGAGCUUAGUAAUGCUAUUCUAGCUAGAAUUAAACAAGAAAAGUCUUUACUUUGGAGAGUUAUUUUGAUUCAUGACCUUAGUAGAUGUAUACAGAUUAUAAGAGAUGAGCUAAUGGUCCAACUAGGACUUGAGGAGAAAUGCAGAGAUUUCAGCUCUUGGAGUCUAAAAGUGAUAAAUGACCUCUUUUCUGGAAAUGAACCAAUGAUUAGAAUCAUACAGAAACUUGGAUCUGCCUAUUAUAAGAAAGAGAUUUCUGCUCAAAGUUUCAUUAUUGAAAUAGUUUCUCUUUUUUGGGGAAACUCCCAAAACCAUUCAAACAAUACAAAUCUUCUUCAAAACACUAAGAAACAAUUCAAAAACAUCUCAGCCUCUCCAAGUUCAUUUAAGAUUUUCUUCUCCCCAGUCCCAGAACCCAUAACCAUAUUUGAAGACUCCCUUAAAGAAAGAUCUGGAAUAUAUAAAAGGAUUCCAGCUCAGCUUGUGGACAGAAUCCUUAUAGAUGAAGCAAAUUGGUCUCUAUUAUACUCGGAUGUCAUUUCGAUGAUAUUAAUUGCAUUAAUUCUGGGACUACCUAAAAUUGAGAAUAGAAAAGAACUAAUUAAAGCUUUAACAAACCUCAAAGAUGAUAUUCAGGAGAAAAAGCUUACAAUUAUCUCUAAUACCAGUUUUCCAAGAUUCUCUUUUGGUAACUUACAAAGUUCUAUAGAAAUAGAAAGGUUCCAUAUUCAACCUCAAGAGAAAACAGAGAAUUAUUCGCAAGAAAAUGUCAAUAAGAAGCAUAUAAAACAGAAAUUUGUUCAUUUUGAAAAGCUUAUUAAACCUGAUGAAAUGCUUAUUUCUCCAAAAGUUACCUUUUUGGAAUCACUAAAUUCGUUUCUCAGUGUAUGCUUCCCUAAGAUCCCUCUUUCACAGCUCUCAGAAUUUUUACCAGAGACAUCAGAGAAAGAAAAGAUUUCUGACAAGUUCAAAAUCCUUAUUGGAUCCCAAACCUCAACUGAAAUCAAUGCACUCUCGUCCUUAUACCAACAUACUAGCAGCUUAGUUUCUUCAGCAAACACUAUAGAACGUAUCCUGGGCCUUAGAGCUCCAUUUUACAGACUAGCAAUGAAUGCUUCUGGUUCUUCAGAUGAAUCCCAAACCCAGAACAACAUUGAAUCCUUGGCACAUAAACAAUGGCUUAAUAUCUGUACUAAAGCAUUCAACAAGAUUUGUAUCUAUGACACCGAGAUUAUCCUUAUAUACUGUAAAGCUUGUGUUAAAACUCUAAAAGAUCCAAAUUUCAUUCUUUUAGAAAGACAGAAAGAAGAGUUAUAUGAGAAAAACAAAGAGGAGAAUUUUUCAGAAUCUGCUCCAAAAACCGUGAAUGCUAACUCUGGAGUAAUAUCCUACUCAAAACCUCAGGCUUCCUCUUUUUCUUCAAACUGCCUGAAGAUGAGCUCUUCUGGAAAUUGGGCUUCGAAGACCUACUUAAGUACCAACAACUCCGUCCCAAAAACUGUAGUAGCUUCCUCAUCCCCAAUACAAUCUAGCUUUUCGCACUCUUCUUUUCCCGCUUCCUCUUCGUCCUCCUCCUCUACAACCAACACUACUACUUCAACGGGAAAGGCAACAAACUAUAUUCAGGCUGUAAAGUCUAAAGAUACUAUAAACAAACCAAACAACGAAAAAGAAGCUAAAUCUAAAGGAAUUAAUGAAUUUCCCGAACUUGUCGGUAACGGUGAAAACAAAGGAAAAGCUCGCAUGCGACCCGAAAACCCCCCUAAAUGGGUCUGCAUGCUUUGUACACACGUGAAUUCAGGCUCUAGAAAUAGAUGCCAAAUCUGUAGUACUAAAAAAUAA
Molecule: messenger RNA, 3186 nt
Organism: Cryptosporidium ubiquitum
Lineage: Eukaryota; Apicomplexa; Conoidasida; Eucoccidiorida; Cryptosporidiidae
Exons: 1
Coding region: 1-3186 (1061 amino acids)
Biological process (GO): rescue of stalled cytosolic ribosome; protein ubiquitination
Molecular function (GO): ubiquitin protein ligase activity; ribosome binding
Source: RefSeq, a predicted model, not a curated record